Molecule: messenger RNA, 1369 nt
Organism: Hibiscus syriacus
Lineage: Eukaryota; Viridiplantae; Streptophyta; Magnoliopsida; Malvales; Malvaceae
Product: serine/threonine-protein kinase OXI1-like
Exons: 2
Coding region: 74-1354 (426 amino acids)
Biological process (GO): protein phosphorylation
Cellular component (GO): plasma membrane; nucleus; cytoplasm
Molecular function (GO): ATP binding; protein serine/threonine kinase activity
Source: RefSeq, a predicted model, not a curated record
ACACCCCCAGGCGGCAGGAAACAAACAGCCAUUUGAUUUUCUCACAGUCAUCCACCAGCCUCCGCCCUCCGCCAUGAUAGACGAUCAGAAACAACUCGAUCGAACUCAACAGCAUUCAAUUCCCACCUUUGAUUUAGAUCGGUUGGAAAUCGUCACGGCUCUCGGACGAGGAGCCAAAGGAGUGGUGUUCCUUGUCAGAGAUAAAGUGAAGGGUGAUAUUUUAGCUUUGAAAGUAAUAUCUCGAGAUUCGAUCGAAAAGAAGAAUGCUAAAGAUGUGAAGAAUACUAAUGAAAACGAGUAUAGAAGAGUUAGUUUUGAACAGGAAGUAUUGGGGACUUUUAACCAUCCGCUUUUACCGACGUUGCGAGGAGUUUUGGCUACCGAUAAAGUCGUCGGUUACGCCAUUGAUUAUUGUCCCGGCCGUGAUCUUCACUCUUUGAGGAAGAAACAGACUGAGAAAAUGUUCUCCGACGAUAUGAUAAGAUUUUAUGCAGCGGAAUUGGUUCUGGCUCUGGAGUAUCUUCAUAAUUUAGGCGUUGUUUAUCGAGAUUUGAAGCCUGAAAAUAUUUUGAUUCAAGAAAACGGUCAUAUCAUGCUUGUAGAUUUCGAUCUUUCCACGAAACUCUCUCCAAGAUCGCCUGAGAAAUCUAUACCUCCCAACUCGGUCAAUAAGAGUCCGUCCGACUCAGUCAAGAAAAAGCAGUUAUUUCCUUUUGUUAGGUGCUGUAACUCUGGAAUUGCUCCGGACGACGCGGCAUCUCAAGCAAGCGUCCGUAAGGAUCGUACUGAGUCAAGCUAUGUGGAGAAGUCAAACUCGUUCGUGGGAACAGAGGAGUACGUGGCGCCAGAAAUCGUAUCAGGUGAAGGUCACGAUUUUACCGUGGAUUGGUGGUCGCUAGGCAUCGUCCUCCACGAAAUGCUAUACGGGACGACGCCGUUUAGGGGUUUAACCAGGAAGGAAACGUUUUACCGGAUUUUAACUAAACCGUCGGAACUCGUUGGCGAGCCGACACCGUUGAGGCACUUGAUAAAGAAAUUACUGGAAAAAGAUCCAAAGCAAAGGAUCACGUUGGAAGGAAUCAAGGGACACGAUUAUUUUAAGGGGAUUGAUUGGGAUCUGAUCCUGCGCAUCCAACGGCCACCAUAUAUUCCCGCACAUUCAGAGGAGGAGAUUACAGUGGAGGAAAAGGAUGGAAUAAAGAGAUCGGACGUGGAGCUAUUUGUCAAAGAAAUAUUGGCAAACGGCGAUGGUGGUAAACAUGAUGUGAAUCCCAACACCGAUGAUUCUCAGAAAUUAAACAAAAACAAUGGCCAAUUUCAUCGCCCCGCAGAUCAUCAUUUUUCUGUCUUCUAACUUUACAUCAUUUAU